Molecule: messenger RNA, 3227 nt
Organism: Colossoma macropomum (tambaqui)
Lineage: Eukaryota; Metazoa; Chordata; Actinopteri; Characiformes; Serrasalmidae
Gene: rab1aa
Product: RAB1A, member RAS oncogene family a
Exons: 6
Coding region: 203-811 (202 amino acids)
Molecular function (GO): GTP binding; GTPase activity
Source: RefSeq, a predicted model, not a curated record
GUCAGUUACACUGUGGGGUCCUUCACGGUCAGAGAGCCAUUUCUCCGUUCAGACACAGCUGAUCGCGGCUCCGCGGCUCGGCUUUAAAGUACGCCUCGAAACCCUUCGGUUCAGCCGAAACCGGGUCAGCAACCCCGACCUUCUCUUCCGCGGAGAGGAACCGCCGGUCUGAGCAGCAGCGGGGAGUCUGACGUCAACAGCCAUGAACCCCGAAUAUGACUACCUGUUCAAACUGCUGCUGAUUGGAGACUCUGGGGUUGGGAAGUCCUGCCUUCUCCUCCGUUUUGCAGACGACACAUACACCGAGAGCUACAUCAGCACAAUCGGCGUCGACUUCAAAAUCAGAACAAUAGAGCUGGAUGGCAAGACCAUCAAACUACAGAUUUGGGACACUGCAGGUCAGGAGAGAUUCCGCACCAUCACAUCCAGUUACUACAGAGGAGCCCACGGAAUCAUCGUCGUCUAUGAUGUCACAGACCAGGAGUCCUUUAACAAUGUGAAGCAGUGGCUGCAGGAGAUAGACCGCUAUGCCAGCGAGAACGUCAACAAGCUUCUGGUGGGGAACAAGUGUGACCUGACCACCAAGAAAGUGGUGGACUACACGACAGCAAAGGAGUUUGCGGACUCUCUAGGAAUUCCGUUCCUGGAGGCCAGUGCGAAAAACGCCACUAACGUGGAGCAGGCCUUCAUGACCAUGGCGGCAGAGAUUAAAAAGAGGAUGGGGACAGGGGCCAACGCCGGCGGCUCUGAGAAAUCCAACGUCAAAAUCCAGAGCACGCCUGUGAAAACCUCCACCGGGGGUUGCUGCUGAGGCCUUACGACUGUACCCAAACAAACAAACAAACAAACAAACAAACGGCCGAGAAAAUCAGUGAUGUUCCCUACUACCAUAUGCCUAAGAAGGACAGAGGAAGGUAAAGAGGAGUGUGUGUGUGUGUGUGUGUGUGUGUGUGUGUGUGUGUGUGUGUGUGUGUGUGUGUAUGUAUCUGACGGAGAGGGUGACAGCGAGAGGUUUGAAGGGUUAUAAACUAAACAUUGCCUGAUGUAUCAUGCAUGCACAAAGCUGCAUGGCCAGACUAAACGUUUCCAACAGUCUUGAGCUUCAAAUUCAGUAAAUGGACAGUUACGCCACCCAUGUUAAACAGGUCUAUGAGUUCCUCCAGAUUGUGAGAAGCUACUGAGGAGCCCGACUGACGUAGACCCUUCGAAACAAGCGGAGAACCCACCUACGCUGCUACAGCUGGGCAUGGAGAGCAGAAUGCGAAUGUCAGAAUGUCAUAAUAGGGCCAUUCUGUCUCGUUGCUACGACGACUUCUCUUUGUUUUCUCUCCUUGCGGCUGCUGUCGUGUCUCAUUCACAAGGUUGGAUUCCUGGUUUUGGUUGUUCUUGGUUUUGUUUAUGUGUGUGUGUGUGUGUUUUAUUUUAGGGGGGCAGUUCUCAUGGUUGGUGUAUGGGAGGCCUCUGGAUUGUGUAGAAGUGUUUCCCAGCCCCAUUCCUGGACCCCAAACUGCAGACUAGUGUCAUUUCGUUACCCAAAGACCUUGACGAUUAACUUGUGAGACCAUGGAUAACAGAAGGUGUCUCGUAAAUUAAUAUUCCUCCGUUAGCCAGCACUUUUUAAACCUCAUCUCCAUCUGCCACAUCUGUAGCAUAUGGUCAGUUACCACACACAGUAAUUUCAGUGCAAAAAAGUAAACGAAACAAAAUGGAUUUAAUCAAAUUUCACUAGUAACAGACGCCACUAGCGACAAAUUAUACUGAUUUGCAGCUAAAUUUAUAAAGACAUUUGACUCAAGGGAUCUUCAGAAAUGUGUGUUUUGCAUAAACAUUUAUUCAGAUCAUCCAGCAGCUGCCCACAUGAGCAUGUUUUGAGUCUGUACUUUUUUUUUUUAAGUACAGGGUAAUGCAUUGAAAUAAUUGUCCAUAGUAACUGACCAUACACUACAGAUCCUGCAGACUGAAAUUAGGUUACUAAAAUAAGAGCCAUAGUACUUCUGUAAGCUAAAAGUGAGGACUGUCCAAUAGAAAUGUCCCUCAGCUCUUCUCUCAUUAGACAGACUUGAGUUUUGGCUUAUCUGGCUAACUGAGGUCCUGCUUUGCAAAAUGCACUCCAAAACUGGAGCUGGGAAACAUCUUCAACACACUCCACUUGACCACUCUGACUGAUCCACACUGUAGUCCAGCUCUCUGCACACCUGCUCUAAAUGUGAUUUACCUGAUUAAAAGGGAAACACCAGCCUUUUCAGCCUAAUCUGUCUGCUGCUUCUGUAUGGUAGGGGUUAUUACCACAGACAAUAAUCUGAACGUGUUUUCCAGUAUUUAGGAAAGAACUGAAAACAUGUCAACACAUAACAUACAUAUAAUAAAAGUCAAUGGGCAGUUGUUUUAGCAGGGCAGAUAGAAGUUAGGUUGAAAAACACUGGGUCCUUUUAGGUGCGUUAGGGGCCAGAAUUGGGCAGUAAAUGUGGAUUAGCUGUAGGGACCUUAUGGUUGGGUUGGAAAUGUCCAACAUCUAUCGUCCACUGUACAGCAGUAAUGCCUCCAACGAAACCUUUAUCCAUUCAGCCAUUUCUCUGUAAACAACACUCCUUAAAACUCCAAGCUUGUACGUCUGAAGUCCUUCAUAUGCAUCCGCCUUUUCUUGGUGAGUUUAAUGAUGUGAGCACAAAGCCAUAAUGUGGAUUUCGCUCACUGAUGGUGGUGAAUUAGUGUCUUCGUGGACCUGCCUUACAUACUGUACUUCAUACAUUGUGGUGCAGAUCUCAUCUUCCCAAAUGAAGUUUGUCUGUAUUGUUCAAUAAAACCUUUUAAGGUACGCUUAAAUUUUCCUUAGUGUGCCUUUAAUGUACAACUUCAGUGAACAUAUUCCUUGUUUUUUUUUGUUUUGUUUUGGUGAACAUAUACAGUUUUGCUUUAGCUGCUGUCCACAAGUGUCAACAGCAUAUAGUCAUUUCACGGAAGCAGCGAUACAGGUGUAGAUACAGCAGCUGAACUGCGUGUAGAUGAGGUGAUCUAUACAUAAAUGAAAGAAAGAACUCUUGAUCUGAGAGGAAACUGUCUGAAAGAAUGACAUGAUGAUGGGUAGGUAAACUGAAAUAAACUCACUCCAAUAUUUCAUUUUGAGAGAGAACCCUGUCGGUUCCUCUUCUUUUUUGGCCUUUUUUGGAUAGUGUUCUCGCUUACAUAUACUAUAAUGGAAAUGUUUAAUAAAAAUGGUUUUAACUGGA